Molecule: messenger RNA, 1926 nt
Organism: Cladophialophora psammophila CBS 110553
Lineage: Eukaryota; Fungi; Ascomycota; Eurotiomycetes; Chaetothyriales; Herpotrichiellaceae
Exons: 2
Coding region: 1-1926 (641 amino acids)
Biological process (GO): regulation of transcription by RNA polymerase II
Cellular component (GO): mediator complex; core mediator complex
Molecular function (GO): transcription coregulator activity
Source: RefSeq, a predicted model, not a curated record
AUGCCUGACUCGAACACCAUCAGCCUUCUGAUUCCUCCCGAGCCUUCAUCAAAACCCCAGAAUCUACAAACCCAGAUCCGGCAGAUCAUUGCACAGAGAGGUCAUUUUCGCCACAUCACCGAGCGCUCUCUUCUUGCUGAGAUCCAGGGGAAAGCUGGGGCGCCAGAUGCCGUCCAAGCUGGCCCGGAAGAGGAACCUCAAGUAGAAGAGGAUGAUUCUCCUCAAAAGCGCCAGGAGCGCCUAUGGAAGCGCAGAGAAGAGAUGCUGGAGCGCCUAAAUUACGCACAAAACGAAGUCCUCUGCGCCUUGGACUUUGUGUCAUUCCUGAUUUCUCGGCAGUCAGUCCCCGCCCAGCAUUCCAUGUCGCCUGCCCUCCGAGAGGCUGUCCCAGUUGGCACGUUGGCGUCACGAGUCCUCAAAGACAGACCGAUCCCUCCUCCGACGAGACGACGCCUGGCCUCUGUUUCUCAGGGUUGGCGAUCGGAGGGCUUCCGAUCGGCCUCAGAGAAGCUAGGUGCAGCUUCUGCUCGCCUUCAGACGGAGGCAGAGCGCGAGUCAGAGUUCUGGCACCAAAUCGCUAAUCUCAAUACCAAAGGAUGGUCGGUUUCGCGACUACCACGAGACCGCAGAGCCAUUGGUGUUCAUUUCGGGUUUGCCGAGUCUGCCCAGCAAUUCCGUGACCGGGGCUUCGCUCUUCUUCGCCAGGCUGCUGAUGGCUCCGUCGUGCUGGAUCGACAGAUCGGACUUAGGAAACGCAAACGGCUUGGCGUCUAUGUAGUCCGGAACGGCAUCAAAACAGGCUUUUUUGACUUCCAGACUCAUAGCCCGGCCGAGACGACAGAUCUCAACCAACAGCUCAACGACUACCGCAAUGCGAUUUUCGAAGAAGAAUUGUUCUACGAGAUAUGCCGCGAAUCGCGUCUUGUGGCUAACCAAGGCAUUACUACGCGUUCGCAGAGCGUCGAGAUAGACGUCUCUGGCAAGUACCAGCUGUCGCUCGUGUCCUCAACAGAAAAGGAAGAUGUGACGUCCGCCAAUGAUGGAGACAACCUGAUAGCGCAGUUUGUGGCUGUAUCUCUGCGUUUGCUGUUAAAUGCCGCCCAUGAGCAGAAUCUCAUCAGGAGGUCGCAAAAACCGCCUCCGAUGACCCUCAAACCACGACCGACCCCCGAGUACGCCCUGCUCCGACCUGUUUUGGCACAUUUACGGCACCGGGCUGAAGCAGGAGCCUUUUGGGAUAACUGCAGAGCGUUGCUGGGCGCCUUCAAGCGAGCAAGCCUGCCAAUCACCGUGGCAUUGGAAGCUUCAAACGCCGCGGUGUUCCAGUCUUUGAAGAUCGAGGCGCCUGACACCAUUCUUUCAGAGUUGAUGAUACCUGUGAAGACCUGCUUCAAAAUAACUCUGAUCGCGGAGCGGAGCCUGCAAAUCGGGCUAGCCACGUUCCUUGGGCCUCCUUUGUUUGGUUCUCGCUACGAGAUAUCGUCAAUUGACUUUGGAUUUGCAAAUGUUCCAGCGUCACGUCACGAGACUCGCGACGAGGCCUUGUCAUUUGUUAGACGCAUGCUGAUACUGGACCUCGUUGCGCAUUCUGAGGCGUUGGCGCUGGCGAAGCAAUCCGAGACACGUUCAGAGACAGGCAAGAGCAAACAAAUAGGGUGGUCAGUGUCACAGCCGCACAACGGCGAGUUGACCCUGUAUGAUGCCCAGGAAGCGAUCGAGAAGCUGCAGAUUGCGGUGCAACCAGAAUCUAUAGGCGUUCGAUUGAGUCCGCCGGGAAAAAGAAGUGGUUUUCAGAAGGUGGUGUGGUCCUGGACAUCUACCGCAUGUUCUAGGACAGAGGGAGCUGUAGUGACGGCGGAGGCGGAUACCACGUUCGACGCAGCUAUAAAGGAGGCGAUAAAGAGCAGUCAUAGAAGCGGUGUCUAG